GGAAACCUGGCCUUAGUCCCGCCCCCUCCCCUCGAGGCUGGGCUCCGCGGUGGGGGAGUUGGAGUCAUGACGGCGCGGGGGACUCCGAGCCGCUUCUUGACCAGUGUCCUCCACAACGGGCUAGGUCGCUACGUACAGCAGCUGCAGCGUCUCAGCUUCAGCCUCAGCCGUGACGCGCCCUCAUCCCGCGGCGCCAGGGAAUUCGUGGAACGGGAGGUGGCCAACUUCGCCCGACGGAACCCAGGGAUCGUAAUAUACGUGAAUCCGCGGCCGUGCUGUGUGCCCAGAGUCGUGGCCGAAUACCUUAACGGGGCUGUGCGUGAGGAGAGCAUCAACUGCAAGUCGGUCGAGGAGAUCACGACUUUGGUGCAGAAGUUGGCGAACCAGUCGGGCUUGGACGUAAUCCGCAUCCGCAAGCCCUUCCACACAGACAGCCCUAGCAUCCAGGGCCAGUGGCACCCCUUCACCAACAAACCAACCACGUGGGGCGGACUGCGCCCCCGAGAGGUCCAGGAUCCUGCCCCAGCCCAGGUGCAAGCGCCGUGAAGAGUUGCUCCAACUGCAGUUCCAGUGGAGGUGGUUCUUCCUCUUUUGGUUCAGGGAAUUCCAAGCCCAGGCAAACAAAUGGAGCCCACGGAAGGGGAAUUUGAUACCGAGGCUUUUGCUUGGGAUAAAGAAUCAAUGCCUGUUUCUUUUUUGUGCCCACUGCGAGGGUCAGUGAUUUUUGUGUCUAAUUUUAUCCAGUUGACAUUAUUGAAAUCCGAGAGUGUUGCAAGAUUUUACAAGGGUCUUCAUUUCUGAAAUCCAAAUUGAUAGUAGUGAUCUCAGAUCACAGUGAGGGAUUUUGAGGCCGGUUUCUGAAAAAUCCUAUUGUCCUUGAUGUCCUAUUUCUGCAACCAUUGAGCUAGAGAGAGCUAGCACUUUAUACUCUGCUGUGAGCCUGGCAUUGGGCUAGGCACUUUAUAGCUGUGUAAAUGUUUGUGUACAGAUUAGAAAACUGAGGUUAAUAAACUUGCCCAUGGACACACUUGA
Pteropus alecto (black flying fox) is the source of this 1032-nucleotide messenger RNA. It is a transcript of the gene MRPL43, whose product is annotated as mitochondrial ribosomal protein L43. Lineage: Eukaryota; Metazoa; Chordata; Mammalia; Chiroptera; Pteropodidae. Gene Ontology annotation, cellular component: mitochondrial large ribosomal subunit. Gene Ontology annotation, biological process: mitochondrial translation. Gene Ontology annotation, molecular function: structural constituent of ribosome. The record is from RefSeq and is a predicted model, not a curated record. The coding region runs from base 67 to 546 and encodes 159 amino acids. The transcript is spliced from 3 exons.